GAAUGCGUCAAAAGACAGGUUUUUAUUUUUUAUUUAUUAAUUUCAACGUUCAUUUCUUCCAUCGCCCCUUCGGCCUUCACUGUCGUCUGUCGCCCGUAAGCCUCUUACCUUCUGUCGACAGUUCUGCGUCGUCAUACGGAAUUCUUCUUGACCUACGACAGGGCGAGAUUGCCAGUUGAUCGAUUUCUUCUUCUCCUUUUUCUCCAGAACCAGGUAUCUCGAAGCCCUAAUUUUCUGAGCAUCUCUCUUUCGCUGCCUUAUUAAUCUCAAAAUCAUGGUGUUCGUCUGUUUAUUCAACAACAAAACCCUAGCUCUUGAUCUAAACCCCAAGACCACAACCCUAAAAACCCUAAAACUCGCAAUCCAAGACCGUACUGGAGUACCCUUGUCCGUCCAGCGUCUCUUCCUCUGUGCACAGCGGCUACUCCCCCAAAAUGACGAUUUCAUUUCCAUCGCCAAUCUGGGUGUUACCCAAAGUUCAACCCUAACCCUCCACAUCCCUCUCUCUGGGGGCUCACAGGCGCCGGGGGUCCCCAAAAGCCGGCUUGAAUUUUUGAACACUAAGCCCCCACCCAAUUACGUUGCUGGGCUUGGGCGUGGCGCCACUGGUUUCACCACCAGGUCUGAUAUCGGUCCUGCAAGGGCUGCGCCGGACCUUCCUGAUCGGUCUGCUACUACAAUUGGCGGGGCGGCGCCGGCUGGUGUUGGCCGUGGUCGGGGUAAGGGCGUCAGUGAGGAAGAGGAUGAAGACGAUGGGGAUGAUAAAGGGUAUGAUGAGAACCAGAAGUUUGAUGAGUUUGAAGGGAAUGAUGUUGGUUUGUUUGCAUCGAUGGAGUAUGAUGAGGAUGAUAAGGAGGCAGAUGCAGUGUGGGAGGAGAUUGAUAAGAAGAUGGAUUCAAGGAGGAAGGACCGUAGGGAGGCAAGGUUGAAGGAAGAGAUUGAGAAGUAUCGUGCAUCAAACCCAAAGAUUACAGAGCAGUUUGCAGAUUUGAAAAGGAAGUUGUAUGCAUUGUCGGCUCAUGAAUGGGAUAGCAUUCCAGAAAUUGGGGAUUAUUCAUUACGGAAUAAGAAGAAGAGGUUUGAGAGUUUUGUGCCUGUACCAGACACGCUUUUAGAGAAGGCUAGACAGGAACAAGAGCAUGUUACGGCGCUGGAUCCAAAGAGUAGGGCUGCAGGUGGGACAGAGACUCCAUGGGCUCAAACCCCAGUUACAGAUUUGACUGCCGUGGGUGAGGGCCGAGGAACGGUUUUGUCGUUGAAAUUGGAUAGACUUUCUGACUCGGUUUCAGGUUUAACUGUUGUUGAUCCAAAGGGGUAUCUUACUGAUCUUAAGAGUAUGAAAAUUACAAGUGAUGCAGAGAUUUCAGAUAUUAAGAAGGCUAGGUUGUUGCUUAAAUCUGUUACCCAGACAAACCCAAAACACCCACCUGGUUGGAUAGCUGCUGCAAGGUUGGAGGAGGUUGCCGGUAAGAUUCAGGCAGCCAGGCAAUUGAUACAGAAAGGUUGCGAGGAGUGUCCAAAGAACGAGGAUGUGUGGUUGGAGGCAUGUCGGUUGGCUAGUCCUGAUGAAGCCAAGGCUGUGAUUGCUAAGGGAGUGAAGGCAAUUCCCAACUCGGUGAAGUUGUGGAUGCAAGCUGCGAAGCUAGAACAGGAUGAUGUGAAUAAGAGCAGGGUCCUGAGGAAAGGGCUUGAACAUAUACCUGAUUCUGUGAGGCUGUGGAAGGCUGUUGUUGAGCUUGCAAAUGAGGAGGAUGCUCGGUUGUUGCUUCAGAGGGCUGUUGAAUGCUGUCCGCUGCAUGUAGAGUUGUGGCUUGCUCUUGCAAGGUUGGAAACUUAUGAUAGUGCUAAGAAGGUCCUUAACAAGGCCAGGGAGAAGCUUUCUAAGGAGCCUGCUAUCUGGAUUACUGCUGCAAAAUUGGAAGAAGCUAAUGGGAAUACUGCUGCAGUUGGGAAGAUAAUAGAGAGAGGUAUUAGGGCCCUGCAGAGAGAAGGGUUGGUGAUUGAUAGAGAAGCUUGGAUGAAGGAGGCUGAGGCUGCUGAACGAGCUGGGUCUGUUGCAACUUGCCAGGCUAUAAUUCGUAACACCAUUGGUAUUGGGGUGGAGGAGGAAGAUAGGAAGAGGACAUGGGUUGCUGAUGCGGAGGAGUGUAAGAAAAGGGGAUCCAUUGAGACAGCCAGAGCAAUCUAUGCACAUGCACUAACAGUUUUCUUGACCAAGAAAAGUAUAUGGAUCAAAGCAGCGCAGCUUGAGAAGAGUCACGGGACAAGGGAGUCUCUUGAUGCUCUCCUUCGUAAAGCAGUCACUUAUCGGCCACAGGCUGAAGUGCUAUGGUUGAUGGGUGCCAAAGAGAAGUGGCUUGCUGGAGAUGUGCCUGCUGCUCGAAGAAUUCUUCAAGAAGCUUAUGCUUCAAUUCCAAACUCUGAAGAGAUUUGGCUUGCAGCAUUCAAGCUUGAGUUUGAGAAUCAUGAACCUGAGAGGGCAAGAAUGCUACUUGCUAAGGCCCGAGAAAGGGGCGGCACGGAAAGAGUAUGGAUGAAAUCAGCCAUUGUUGAGAGAGAAUUGUGUAACACUGAGGAGGAAAGGAGGUUGCUUGUUGAAGGGCUGAAGCAGUUCCCUUCAUUCUUCAAAUUGUGGUUGAUGCUUGGGCAGCUGGAGGAACGACUUCAUCAGUUGGAGCAAGCCAAGGAAGCCUAUGAGACAGGCCUAAAACAUUGUCCUAACUGUAUUCCCUUGUGGCUUUCACUUGCCAACCUUGAAGAGAAGAUGAAUGGACUGAGUAAGGCUCGAGCAGUUCUCACUAUGGCUAGGAAGAAGAAUCCUCAGAAUCCUGAACUCUGGCUUGCUGCAGUUAGAGCUGAAUCAAGGCAUGGAAACAAGAAAGAAGCUGAUAUACUGAUGGCGAAGGCAUUGCAGGAGUGCCAGACUAGCGGUAUUUUAUGGGCAGCUUCAAUUGAGAUGGUUCCCCGUCCUCAACGUAAAACCAAGAGCAUGGAUGCUCUCAAAAAAUGUGAUCAUGAUCCACAUGUUAUUGCUGCUGUGGCGAAGUUAUUCUGGAAUGACAGAAAGGUGGACAAGGCCAGGUCUUGGCUCAACAGGGCUGUCACUCUUGCUCCUGAUGUUGGGGAUUUCUGGGCUUUAUAUUACAAAUUUGAACUUCAGCAUGGAACUGAGGACAGCCAGAAGGAUGUACUGAAGAGAUGCAUUAGUGCAGAACCAAAACAUGGUGAGAAAUGGCAAGCUAUUUCCAAGGCUGUGGAAAACUCCCACCAGCCAAUUGAAUCCAUUUUGAAGAAAGUAGUGGUUGCACUGGGGAAGGACGAGAAUGCUGCUGAAGACAAACACUAGUUCCUGGAAAGCUUAAGAAUUUUGUAAGGCAGAAUAUAUACUAUGUAUUGCCCUGAAUUCUGUAGAAUGGCAGAAAAGCCUUCAUAGACAUAUUGUUUGACUUGCUAUACUGUAAACAUUGAUUUGUCUCUGGCAUUGACAGCAGAUUAGUUCUCUCUGGAUCUGCAUUUUCCCA
This is a messenger RNA of Malania oleifera, 3521 nucleotides long. RefSeq names its product protein STABILIZED1. Gene Ontology annotation, cellular component: catalytic step 2 spliceosome; U4/U6 x U5 tri-snRNP complex. Bases 275 to 3346 code for a protein of 1023 amino acids. Gene Ontology annotation, biological process: mRNA splicing, via spliceosome; gene silencing by siRNA-directed DNA methylation; positive regulation of miRNA metabolic process. The transcript has a single exon. The record is from RefSeq and is a predicted model, not a curated record. NCBI's taxonomy places the organism in Eukaryota, Viridiplantae, Streptophyta, Magnoliopsida, Santalales, Ximeniaceae. Gene Ontology annotation, molecular function: protein binding.